Amoebophrya sp. A25 is the source of this 4435-nucleotide messenger RNA. The record is from the annotation of a GenBank genome assembly. NCBI's taxonomy places the organism in Eukaryota, Dinophyceae, Syndiniales, Amoebophryaceae.
CUCAACUUCCACAUCAUCGCAAAAAUCAGUGCAACGUGGUAGUGCAUCAGCGGUAGCUGCGGCUAGAAGUACUAUUUCACAAUCCUUGUCUUUGACGGAAAGACGCGCAACGCUUCCUGCUGUGGGUCAGAAGAGAGGAAACUCAUGGGUCGGAGCAGACUACUUAAAUCGCGCUUCGGAGCAGACUACUUCAUCUUGUACAAAUAAUCAAAAUACAACUACUGCUAGAGGUUUUGUUGUAGAUGACCGUUCUAGCAGCACCGCACCAACAGCAAAGAAACUAACAGAGGUAACACUGAAGGACUUAUCAACUCAAGACACCCAGAUUUUCGAAUCAGAGCAGCCGACUUCCCAAUGCACGACGCAUGCUCCGGUCUCUGAGGAUAAUUGUCACGAUCAGACGGCGGCACCGAGCAGUGGUUUAGAAAAUGGACCUGGAGCUUGUUUAGAGCCAGCAAGUAAAGAGAAAGAGAUCACAGAAUCUUCUACAUCGUCAACUGCUCAAAUAUCGGCGUCGAGAGCUUCAUCUGCAACAAAAGAAGCUGGCCCAUCUCCGACACCCAAGCAAGACACGCCUCCGCAAGUAUCCUCAUCUUCUUCCUCCACGCCAGAAGAACCUUUGAUCCCACAGCCUCUCGAGGCGCCUCCUCCUGCUCCACCACCACCACCACCUCCUCUCACGAAGAAAAGGGUCAUAUGUGCUGCUAUUUCUGGAGCUGUGAGGCAAUUGCUCGCGAUACCUGAUCCCCCAUUGGGCUCACUAGAGGACAAGACUGUGAAGCCGCGCCACACCAAGUGCACCUUCAACGUAGAAAGCGAGUUGAUCAUUGUUGGCGCGGGUAGAGCAUCAGCGUCUACCAGUGCAUUCCCACUUUCAUCAUCGACUCCUCGUAUGCCUACCUCGUCUCCAAGAACUACUGACAGUAACAAUAGUAGAAGUCCUCAGCAUCAUCUUCCAUCGUCCACAGUGCAGGCCGUGAAUUUCUGUCCAGCGCUGACGCAUGUAGUUAGGAGGGCGUUUGGAUUGAGUACGUCUACCUUUGUGGAGGAAAUGGCGCAUCUCGAAGGCGGCAACAAAGGGGAAGGAAAGUCCGACUCAGUCUUCUUCGCGAGUAAGGUACUGAUGAUUUAUUUGUAUUCACGCUUUGGUGAGUGUUCUUGUGGAAUCAAUUUGAAUUAAGUAGGGUACUGAUGAUUUGUUUACAAAUUCGCUUUCGUGGGUGUUGUGGAAUCAAUUUGAAUUUGUAGAUUAGAAGCAUCUGUGCACAUCAUCUCAGACCGGUCAAUUUUGCGUAAAGAGCGUGAAGGAGGAGGAACAUCGCUUGCUGGUUUCCAACAGUCUAUUGCAAGAUUACACAGCUGAUGUCAUCCUCAAACGGAGCCAAGAGACGCUUCUUCCGCACUUUUACAUGCUGUUGAAGCUGGUUUUCGUUGAUGCACCUGCACCUGACAACAUCGGAGGACUAGGAGGACUAGAUCUAGACUAUACUGGACAUCAGCGUGAACUACAACCGCACCCCAUCGAGACGAGCUUACGGGGUACGACAUUACGGCUAGUGGUGAUGCAGAACGUAUUUUUAGCUGGUGGUCGAGUGUUGCACGAACGAUACGACUUAAAAGGUAGCUUUUUCAAUAGAUGGACUGAACUAGCGGCUGAGAAAAUCGACAGCAAAGCUGCUGGUGCUGGGGGGACACCAAGUAGUACAACUUCUAGUAGUAGGAUAACAGCUAGUUGUACUUCUAGUAGCACUAGUGCAAUAACACUUUCGACAUCUCCUUCUGGUUCAUCAUCAUCCAGGGCAUCAAGGGGAAUCCUUAUCAAUGACCCAACAACAAGGACCACAUCGGCCUAUGCCCAACAAGUGGAUUCGCCUCCUAUCGACCUCGAAGACAUCAGUUCUUUCACUGGUGUCCAAAAAACCCCUGCGCCAAGUAGCAGACCCUCAUAUGCGACGUCAGUUUCCUCUAAUUCUGGCGGUUCAUCUUCCUCGUCCUCGUCUAUCUUCUCAGCAUCAACAACUACACUCCCUUCAACGUCAAAUAGUAGAUUAACGACCCGAAAGACGCUACUUUCUGAAGAUCUGUACCGGAAAACUUUGAAGGACCAGAAUUUCUUGCUAGAUGGUUCAAGGAGUAUCUCCUUCACACCAUAUGGGCAGCCAGCUUGGAAGGGACUCAAGUCGAAAAGCCUGACGACGUACCAAACGCUAGCGAGAGCAUUGCGGGAUGACGCACGUUGGCUCGCGAAGCAUCGACUCAUGGAUUACUCACUGCUUCUCGGCCUUCAUUUCGUUGGUAAAGAUCCUAGUACUACUAGUUCUAGGGAGGUAGUUGGAGGCAGUGUGUUGAACCAUUUGAACCAUGCGCCAUCGGGAUCGGGUAGAAGUACGACUGCUGUCGGUACUACUGCAAGGACGUCUCUCUCAGGAGAAAGCACUAUUCUAGGGAGCAGCAGCAUUGUAGCGACCACGGGUUCUCGAGAACAAGACCAUGCUAGAAGUAGUCCAAAUAAGAACUACAUGGCUGAACAAGUAGAGCAAAUCACAACGAAACGACGUAGAGGAUCGUUUCAUAGAGCCUCAAGGAACGGACAUAGGAAAGGCGCAAGACGUCGGCUCCGAUCGGCUCCUCCUGUGCUAGUGUUUUCCAAAAAACGACUCGGGAUCUUAGAUGAAGACAUUUCUGAAACCACGACAGCUUCUAGCAAAGAUAAGCGGAGACAGACGGUGGCAACAUCCUUCUUGAGUAGGAGAAAGACGGUGGGGGUAGGGCCUAGUAGUUCUGCACGUGGCGACGUGCGGUCUGCAGGAGAGGUCAGAACAUCACCAAAUGAGGAUGGUAAGACGAUAAAUUCUGUCGGGCCGCCUACUGCUCUACCUGCCGUACCAGAAAGCAGGACAACAACAACUGCGACAACCCUGAUCAAUAGUACUGCUAGUUCAUCUUCUAGACCAAGUAAACAACAGAAAAGUUCUCGUCGAAAAACUUUAGCCGAUAGAACAGAAGCCGCCUCAGCCUACAACCUGUGGCUGCACGCGCCACUUGAAGGCGUUCAUCGCUACAGGGGACGGACAUCGAAUGUGCUUGUUUUCGUGGGGAUCGUGGAUAUCUUGCAGGUCUACAGCUUGAAAAAAUACACCGAGAAUCUGUUUAAGGAGAAGAUCCUCUUUCAACAAAACAUCUCUGCAGUGGAGCCACAGGAAUAUGCGGAUCGCUUCUUGCAGUUUUUGUUGCGGCGUUGUUUUAGAGAACAACGUAUACUGAACUAUGGUUCAUCUGCUGCUCCUCAUGUUCCCUCUGCAAAGACCACGAGGAUAGGAGGAGUAUCAACCUUAGUCGCGAGCAGUGGAGGCGCACAACAACCCAUUGGAAGGGGAGGGGAUGUUAGGACGACAACUACUGUGUCGGACUAUGUCGAUCAGAAGUCAAGUCCACGUGUUGUGGGAGACCACGUUACGCCGCCGUCAACUAAGCCACCCGUCAUCAGUACUGCUACCUACACAACAGGAGGAGCACCGAGUGGAGGAACAACGCAGAGGAGGUGAUAGAAGCGCAGGAGUGACAGUCCUCACGUCUGGUGUGACGAUGCUGCCACAGUGAAGCGGUUUACGUGUUAGGAAGGGUCUAGAGUGCAAGUGCGACAGGAAUGUUCCUGAUCUAUUUUCCACUGAUAUCACGCAAAAUAAUUAGCUGUAGUAUAAGUAUCCCAAAGAAUUAGAAGGCAUGAUAGCACCUGUGGCUCAUUCGCUUUCACAUGUUAUCAAUUGAGUUUUUUCACGUUUCUCAUCACACAAGGAAGAGCUACUAUAAUGCAUACGGCUAAACAUACUGUGAAGUUGUAAAUUGUAACACAGUCAACAGACAGCAUACUAUGUAUCAAUGAAUUUGUACUUGAUUUCUAUCUUCCAACACCAAACCACACAACAAGUCAAUUACACAACUCAAUUACAUCACAAUCAGAAGUAUAUCCAGCAGAUUGAUGUCGAGACACUCGGACAACACCUGAAUUUUUUCACUAGAUCCUCAAUCUGACAACUCAACACAACAACUCAAUUAACACACCAGGUAGCUGUACAACCCAAUUACAAUUCCAUCAGAUUUACAACUCAAUUACAUCAGAUCAACACAUUAAAAACCAGGUAUCACAACUCAAUUACCGCACCAUCGCAAGUUCAGGCGAUGACGCACUCACCAUGAAGAAAUAUGUCAUAUCAAUGUCAGCACGCAAUUUGACAAUAUCGCCUCUAGAAAAAGAGGCUGUCAUGCGCAUUUUGAGAACACAUCAAUAUUCACGCUUUGGCGCCUGGCUCGUUUUCAGUUUUGACUUUUUACCGCUUUCGAGAUCAAUCAUAGCCACUGAGGUUUUCAUCAGUGCCAACCUCAAAAAGAGUAUAAGAUGACAGAAUCGAAAUUCCGUGUUUUGAUGAAAGAAGGA